CCUUUUCUGAAGUCAGAUCCUGCAAGCUCACUUUACCCCGACCCGCCCGCUGUCCUGGGGACCUGCCCAAAGCCCUGUGGCGAGGCCAGGAGCUUACUGUCCCCAGCUGCUCCCUGACUCCGGAGAUUAUCGCCCGCCGCUCUACCCCCUUCCCACUGGGGUCCUCCCUGGAAGUCUUCCAGGCCCCGCCCCCUUCUCCAAUGCCCUUCUCAGACUCUCACUGUACCCUACGGAAGGCACAGUCAAAGCAACCGAACGUUUAAUUAUUUGAAUUUUCUCAAAGUAAUUCAUGUAUAAUAAAAAGUCAAACAUUGAAGCUGGUCUUAUUUUGAAGAGCAGUGCCUACCCAUCCCCAGAUCUUUGCAGAGGCUGCCACUUUUAAUUUUUCCCCAUUUAGAUGUUUUUAUCACCCUAAAUCAAAAUAAUGUGCGUUCCUCUGUAUUUCUGGAUUUAUCAUUUUGAUAUUUCUUUGCCUUACUUUCCUACUGCCAUAAUGUUGUCAAUUUUCUAUCGCUAUUUUAGGUCUUCCAUUUGUAGCUUCAAAUAAUAGGUAUCAAUUUCCAUUUAUUGUUCUAUUGACUUUAGAUGGUGUCUCUUAAUGUCUCUACUGCCUUAGCUAAGGAUAUUAACACAUCCUCCACUUAGUCAAUCUAUCAGUUGGAACUCAACAUUUACAUUUUAGUUUUCACGUAUUCAACAGGUAUUUGAGGCACUGUUCUUGGCAUUGGGGAAAUAGAAAUGAACAAAACAGACAAUGACCCUAUCUGCAUGAAAAAGUUCUAGUAUGGGAAGUAAGACAAUAGACAAAUACAUGGCAAAUGACGUCAAAAGCAGGAUCAUGCAGAAGUCAUUUUCAACUGGGAGAACAGCAGGAACCCAAGUCAGGUAGAUUUAAUGGACGAGGAGUUUGCAGGAGUGUGCGGAAGUUUAUUCCUUUGCCUAACUGGACACAGGUGCUGUUUCAAGGAGAGGUCUUGUUAACCGGGAGCCAGGAUAGAUUCUUUAGUAAGUUAGUGAUUUACCAAAAGGAGGUUUUAGGAUACUGGAUCCCACAGUCUGGUAGUGAUAGUGAGAGGAAGAAAAGCAGGAGGCAGGGAAUCUAGUGAGAAGGCACACGCUGCCAGUGGCAUAUCAGAGUCCUGCAAAAUUUACUGCCCUGCUUCCUGCUUCCUGCUACUGGACUGCCCUAAACCAUAGUGAUUUUUCUCUCUCUUUUUGAAUUUGUAUUAUACCUUAAAGCUAAAGAGGUUAAGAAAUUUGCCCAAGAUAGAUGGCAGAGCCCCAAGCCAAACAUCUGUAAAAUGAGAACAAUAAUGGUCUCUGCCUAGGGUUGUGAAAUAAACCAACUUAAUUCAUGUAAAGUGCUCAGAACAGUGCUUGGCACAUCAUAUAAGUGCUCAAAGAGUGCUUGCUUUUAUUAUUAAUGUAUGUUCUCAAUUUACCUCACAAAUUCUAAAAGGAUUUUGGGUUUAGGAACUAUUUUCUAUGUCUAGCUGGUUUAUUCAUUCAACAAAUAUUUAUUUACUCAGCAAUAUCUGCAUUGCAGGUGCUAUUUAGGUGCUGAGGAUACAACAGGAACUAGGACCAACAUGGCCCUUCCUUGUAUAGACUCUAGCUGGUAACACAAGCUAGCAAAGUGAAUGAAUAAAUAUUGCCAACUGAGCCAAGAGCCUGCCAUUGACCAUGACCAUUUUGUCAUGCCCAUACGUGGCCCUGACAAAAAUCUCAGAUUUCUUGCUGGAGUAGUGAUUUCAUCAAUAUGGGUGUGAUGAUCAUCAAAUGAUCUUUGUUUUAAUCUCCAAGGGAUGUUAUUUCAUCUCUGCUUGUAACAUACCACUAAAAGCUCAGAAGAAUGUCUUGGCAUCUUGGUGAAUAAUAAGUACGUUAGUGCUGGAGCAGUGGGCAGGGGUUUAAAAGGCACAGGAAAAGAACUGCUGUUUCCUUUACAGUUUUUACAUUUUAGUGUGCAACACAAGAAAACAAAUUGAGCGUGUAGGCAAUGGGCUUCUGGCAUACUACCUUUUGACACUUUGAAUUGUAUAAAUGUAAAUAUAAAGAUACCAGAGAGUGAGGCUGGAGGUAUUUAUGGCCUUACUUCAGAUACUGAAAUACCACAUUUUAUGUGAACUUACCCAAGUUUAAGAGAAAUAAUGCUGAUUUGUAGAGCAUGAUUGGAAUGGUAAUGGUCUAGUAGAACGAUCCCAGGGGAGAAUCAGAGUUGGCCAAGUGAAUGAAGACUGAGGACUCCCAAUAUUCACUCACUUAGGCAUCCCUAUCAUCCCCUUCAUGAUGUGAGUAAUGUGACCCAUUCAGACCAUGCACCCUUCAGUUGGAAAGGUGAAUGCUUACUAAAGAAGCCUUUACCACUUCUCCCUGAUUUCAUUCAUGUUCUGAGGAGGGUGUGAGAAGGAACCAUGGAUCCCACAGCCUUGGUGGAAGCCAUUGUGGAAGAAGUGGCCUGUCCCAUCUGUAUGACCUUCCUGAGGGAGCCUGUGAGCAUUGACUGUGGCCAUAGCUUCUGCCACAGCUGCCUCUCCGGACUCUGGGAGAUCCCAGGAGAAUCCCAGAACUGGGGUUACACCUGUCCCCUCUGUCGAGCUCCUGUCCAGCCAAGGAACCUACGGCCUAAUUGGCAGCUGGCCAAUGUUGUAGAAAAAGUCCGUCUGCUAAGGCUACAUCCAGGAAUGGGGCUGAAGGGUGAUCUGUGUGAGUGCCAUGGGGAAAAGCUGAAGAUGUUCUGCAAAGAGGAUGUCCUGAUAAUGUGUGAGGCCUGCAGCCAGUCCCCAGAGCAUGAGGCCCACAGUGUUGUGCCAAUGGAGGAUGUUGCCUGGGAGUACAAGUGGGAACUUCAUGAGGCCCUCGAACAUCUGAAGAAAGAGCAAGAAGAGGCCUGGAAGCUGGAAGUUGGUGAAAGGAAACGAACUGCCACCUGGAAGAUACAGGUGGAAACCCGAAAACAGAGUAUUGUAUGGGAGUUUGAGAAAUACCAGCGAUUACUGGAGAAAAAGCAGCCACCACAUCGGCAGCUGGAGGCAGAGGUAACAGCAGCUCUGGCCAGCCUACAGCAGGAGGCGGCGGAGACCAUGCAGAAACUGGAGUUGAAUCAUAGUGAGCUCAUCCAGCAGAGCCGGGUCCUGUGGAGGAUGAUUGCGGAGUUGAAAGAGAGAUCACAGAGGCCUGUCCGCUGGAUGCUGCAGGAUAUUCAGGAAGUGUUAAACAGGAGCAAAUCUUGGAGCUUGCAGCGGCCAGAACCAAUCUCCCUGGAGCUGAAGACAGAUUGCCGUGUGCUGGGGCUAAGAGAGAUCCUGAAGACCUAUGCAGCUGAUGUGCACCUGGAUCCAGAUACUGCUUACUCCCGUCUCAUCGUGUCUGAAGACAGAAAACGUGUGCACUAUGGAGACACCAACCAGAAACUGCCAGACAAUCCUGAGAGAUUUUACCGCUAUAAUAUUGUCCUGGGAAGCCAGUGCAUCUCCUCAGGCCGGCACUACUGGGAGGUGGAGGUGGGAGACAGGUCUGAGUGGGGCCUGGGAGUAUGUAAGCAAAAUGUAGACCGGAAGGAGGUGGUCUACUUAUCCCCCCACUAUGGAUUUUGGGUGAUAAGGCUGAGGAAGGGAAAUGAGUACCGAGCGGGCACCGAUGAGUACCCCCUCCUGUCCUUGCCAGUCCCUCCUCGCCGGGUGGGAAUUUUUGUGGAUUAUGAGGCCCAUGACAUUUCCUUCUACAAUGUGACUGACUAUGGCUCCCACAUCUUCACUUUCCCCCACUAUCCCUUCCCUGGGCGCCUCCUGCCCUAUUUUAGUCCUUGCUACAGCAUUGGAACCAACAAUACUGCUCCUCUGGCCAUCUGCUCCCUGGAUGGGGAGGACUAAGAGAGCUAUCAUCCUAACCAGAGAGGCCUUGGAAUUGGGCCUGGCCUCCAUGGGGCUUGGAGGACCCAGCCACUGACAGGUAUCCCCUGAAACUGAUGUGAGCUCAGAAUCCAAGGAUUCCUCUGUCUGAUCCUUUGGUCAUUGCUACCAGGCUAAAGUCUGUCAUGAAACCACUUAUUUUAAAAAGCAGAGGCCCAGUCAAAUGAGCACUGCACCCCAUGAGGAAAGCGUGACAGGGCUGAUGGUGAGGAUCAGAGCAGUUCUAAGGUGACUUGUUGGGGUAAGGAUCAGGACUUUGUCCGUGGAGUAGCCAAUGCCCCUCUUCCCUGAUUCCUGUCCGGUGUCACAGUUAAGUCAGUGAGGAUGAUGAAGUAGACACAAUCUUCAGGACACUAUUAGAUAGGCAUUCCCAAUAGGCCAAAAAAAUGCUGCCCAUACCCAGAGCUGGUUGUUGUGCUGAGGCCAGUCAGAGGAUGCUUCCCCUGAGGUUUGCUACAACUAAGCAAGCUUUAUGUGACCCUCACCCUCUUACCACCUGGCAAGAGAAAUUCAGUGCAGCAGGGGGACACCGACCCACCCAAGCCACCCCACUGCCGUUCCCUCUCUGAGCACAACCUGGGCAAAUCACUGUCCCUUGGACUCCUGGGAGACCAGUGUCCUAGUCCUGCUUUUUUUCUCUAAGUGGCAGGAUCACAAAACCUGUGAGCCUUAGUUUGUAUUUUCACUUUAUGAAUGAGGAAACUGAAAUGACCUUAAUGGAGCAAGUUAUUUCUUUUUUUUUUUUUUUUUUUUUGAGAUGGAGUCUCACUCUGUCACCCAGGCUGGAGUGCAGUGGCACAAUCUCAGCUCACUACCAGCUCCACCCCCUGGGUUCAUGCCAUUCUCCUGCCUCAGGCUCCCAAGUAGCUGGGACUACAGCAGGCACCCACCACCACACCUGGCUCAUUGUUUUGUAUUUUUAGUAGAGACAGGGUUUUACCAUGUUAGCCAGGAUAGUCUCGAUCUCCUGACCUCGUGCUCUGCCCACCUCGGCCUCCCAAAGUGCUGGGAUUACAGGCAUGAGCCACCAUGCCUGGCCGCUGGAGCAAGUUAUUUCUUACAAAGCUGCUGAAGAUAAGAUUAUAAAAAUUAUAAAGCAUUUUUCACACUCAUAUGAAACAAGGUUGACAAACUCACUUCACAGGUCACAUGCCUGUACAUCAUUUAUUAUAUUUGGGUCUGAAACUUCUCACAUGUUUGGAAGGUUUUAUGUGUCCUCACUGGGAAAAUGGGUGUAAUUCAGCAUAAGACCUCAUAUUAUUGUCCUGCCUCAUGGAACUGUUGUAUAGAUCCCAGAUCCAUCCCAUACAUUUGUUCCGUCUGAGGCACAGAGGCAGGCAAGCCACAGAUUUUGCACGUGGUGACCUUGCCACUGUGCCACGAUACAGCCCGCAUCUUAUAGCAAUGCCUUUGUCUCAGGGCCUCUCCUGACAGUCUAGAGCCUUUCAGGCAGAAAGGUGCUUCAAAUGGCUGUGAUAAGGAAUACUAAAAAUUGUGUUUCUACUUUAAUUGUAUUAUAUUGGCUGUUCACGUAUGUAGGAGUUAAAACAGGCCAAACUUGGAGAAAUAAACUCAUUCUGCCCACCAUG
This is a messenger RNA of Cercocebus atys (sooty mangabey), 5500 nucleotides long. RefSeq names its product tripartite motif containing 68 (gene TRIM68). NCBI's taxonomy places the organism in Eukaryota, Metazoa, Chordata, Mammalia, Primates, Cercopithecidae. Gene Ontology annotation, molecular function: protein binding; zinc ion binding. The transcript is spliced from 8 exons. The coding region runs from base 2415 to 3872 and encodes 485 amino acids. The record is from RefSeq and is a predicted model, not a curated record.